CAGUUUCAUGAUACGUUUAAUGAAAAAGAAAAAAUCAUUGAAACAUACAUAAAAGAAAAGAAGAUUGAAAGAAAACAUCAGUGAUAUUUGUCAAUUACUGCCUAAAAUUUUCAAGUGCGAAAAACAUUAUUUAGUGCAAAUAAUGCUUUGCGAACACCUCUAUAUGUAUUUUCAAGUUAAAGAGUUUAAUUGGUAAAUGGGAAGCAAUGGUAAGAAGGUGUUGGUUGGAGCCGCAUGGAAUUUAUUUACGCCGCAAUUUGUAUUGACGUCUGGAAACAUGAGAAAAUACUCAAAUUAUUUUUGGCUGGUUAUGAAAAGUGCUGGCUAUGCAAAUUUUACAUACGUAUGUGUAUGUAUGAAUGGAUAUGAAUAAGAAAAUUCAUCGCACACUGACGUAUUCAUAUAAUCGUAAAAUUCAAGACUACUAGAUCGGUAUUUCGUUGAUGGCUGCAACCAAAAUUAUAGAUGUUCCACGAAAUGGGCAUGAAAUGGCCCCAUUGAAUACUCGGGCUCGGGGCGAUGGAACGCAUGGAGUUACAAUUGUUCUUACUGCUUCCCAGCGCAAUUCCGUAAGCUCAGUGGAGGUGCCGGGCGAGACGGAUCGUGCAGCAUGGUCUGGGAAAAUGCAGUUCUUCCUCAGCAUUAUCGGAUAUUCUGUGGGACUGGGAAAUAUUUGGCGAUUUCCGUACCUAUGUCAACAAAAUGGUGGAGGGGCUUUCUUAAUACCGUUCAUGGUGAUGCUGAUAUUGGAAGGUGUGCCCUUGUUUCUGAUAGAACUUGGUAUCGGCCAACGUAUGAGGCUUGGCGCACUCGGUGUUUGGAACACUAUACACCCUUGGCUGGGUGGUAUUGGAAUCUCGUCCUGCAUCGUUACCCUAUUUGUAGCCUUGUAUUAUAAUGUUAUAAUAACUUGGGUAUUCUUCUAUUUAUUCAACAGUUUUCGUUAUCCUUUACCAUGGGCUUCCUGCCCAACAAAUGGCACAGUUGAAGUUGAGGAAUGUGCACGUUCAUCAGAAACUGCGUACUUUUGGUAUAGAACAACACUAGAUGCUGCACCUUCUAUGGAUGAGCCAGGCGGCCUUAAGUGGUGGAUCGUACUCUGUUUGUUUCUCUCUUGGACAAUCGUAUUUUUUAUUGUCAUGAAGGGCAUUCAAAGCUCCGGCAAGGUUGUGUACUUCACAUCGCUUUUCCCCUAUAUUGUGUUGACAAUUUUCUUCAUACGUGGCAUUACGUUAAGAGGUGCCAGCGCUGGACUCAUACACAUGUACACACCUAAAGUGGAAAAACUGGCCGAUCCGACUGUAUGGUUGGAUGCGGCGACGCAAGUUUUCUAUUCGUUCGGUCUGGCUUUUGGAUCGCUGAUCGCUUUUGGUAGUUACAAUCCGCCCAAGAAUAACUGUGUACGUGAUGUCCUUUUGGUGUCGGUGUGUAAUGCCAUCACCGCCAUAUACGCCAGCGUCGUGAUAUUUGCCAUUCUCGGAUUCAAGGCUACGGUCAACGUGGAUCGCUGUAUUGAGCUCAAUAAGGACAUCCUAAUCAAACACGAUUUACUGCAUUUCAAAAAUGCAACAAUGGAAGAAUACGAUGCUGUUAUGGCAAAACUUAACGGUACCGAGUCCUUCAGCUUGGAAAUUGAGGAAUGCAGUCUAUCAAAACAACUUGACAAUGCUGCCGAGGGCACUGGCCUAGCGUUUAUUGUUAUUACUCAGGCUAUUGUGGAGUUACCUGGUGCGCCGUUCUGGGCAGUUUUGUUCUUUACAAUGUUGCUUUCCCUAGGCCUGGGAUCUCAAAUUGGCAUACUAGAGGGGAUGCUAUGCACUCUCUUUGACAUUGAUAUCAUUAAACGGGUUAAGAAACAACAUGUGACAGGGGUAGUAUGUCUAUUCUGCUUCAUUGUCGGUUUCAUCUUCUGUACAGGUGCCGGUGAAUAUUGGCUCAAAAUGUUCGACUCAUUUGCGGGCACCAUUGGGUUGGUUGUGGUCGCAUUGAUGGAAACAAUUGCGGUGGUAUACGUCUAUGGACACGAGAGAUUUACGGAAGAUAUCUAUCAGAUGACCGGAUACCGACCCGGCCUCUAUUGGCAGUUAACCUGGCGUUAUAUUGGACCAGUCAUUAUGACGGCAAUUCUAGUCUCUUCUGUCGUCUUCAUGGUCAUCAAGAAUCCAACAUAUGGAGCCUGGAACGCACAACUUGGUGCUGUGCAACAAUCCAAUUAUCCACCAUGGGUAAUGGGCGUCGCAUUAGCUAUGAUUCUCGCUGGUGUUUUGCCAAUGCCCAUAGUAUUUUUGAUGCGAAGCUUCCAGUGUCUAAAAGUGGACUUAGAUAUACACCAGGGCUCAAUAAGGCGAAAUGAGACUACGGCUUCUACAAAGGAAAUGAUCGAUAAUGACGACGAUGAGGAUGACGAAGAUAAUUACAGUGGUCCCGCAAUGGGCGGUCCCGUUAGAACACGAAGCGACUUUUCGGAUGAUGACGAUGAUGAUGAUGACGACCGGCCUGUGACGAUGCGAAGCUCCAAUAUCCAUUCCAAACUUGCCGUACCGAAUCAUCUAAAUGUGCCAACAAGUAAACGCUCAUUUAAAAUGGAAGUUUUCGAUUUGUGAAAUACUUAAGUUUGGAUGUAAUUAGUAAUUAAGACGGUAUGCCUGAUUAUUUACUUUGACAUUUGACAACUUAAUGCUUAAAUAAUUGUAUUGCAAACGCCUCAAUAGUUUUUUGUUAUAUAGUUAAAUCAAUUUAAGAAUUAUAAAAGAAAUACAAUAUUGAAAUUCUGAUUAAACCAAAUGUAUAUAUGUAUAUACACACAUACAAGAAAGACAAUGUGAAUAUUUGUUUGUGCUUAUGCAUCUGCGUAUAGGCAUGUAUGCAUGUUUGUUGUGAUUCCAAAUCUAUGUCAGAAAGUACUUAAUUACCUUUAUACCAAUUUAUGCAUAGCACUACAUAUUUAUAUAGAAGAAAUCGCAUAUAUUAUUUGUUACAUGAUAAAUACAAAUGUUUACGUUACUAAUGGUUCACGCACACAUACAUGCACAUGCAUUACGACUAGGCCAAACCUUAAAAUGAGGUUUUAAGGAGUUAGGUCGGUUUCAGAGUCUGUAAACAAGGGUAUUUUAAAAUUUUUUUCUACUCUCGCAACAAAGUUGCUAAAGAGAGUAUUACAGUUUUGUUCACAUAACGGUUGGUUGUAGCUCCUAAAACUAAACGAGUUAGGUAUGGGGUUAUGUGUAUCAAAAUGAUCAGGGUGACGAGUAAAGGUCAAAUCCGGAUGCCUGUCUGUCCGUCCGUCCGUCCGUCCAAGCUGUAACAUGAGUAAAAAUGAAGACAUAUUAAACUUGGUACACGUAUUUCUUGGCCGCAUAAGAAGGUUAAGUUCGAAGAUGGGCGAAAUCGGACCACUGUGACGCUCACAAAAUGGCGAUAACCCAAAAUAUAUAAAGAGCUAUAACUUAGCCAAAAAUUAGCUAUAGAAAUAAAAUUUGGUAUGAAGGAUCGCACUAUGAAGGGCCAUAUGUGGAUGUAUUUUAUUGGGGGCCCCCUACUGAAUUUUAUGUACAUAUCUCGUAAACUACUGAAGCUAUUUCAACGAAACUUUCUAGAGUCGUUUCUUUUAUGUACCACCUUAUACAGUGCAGAAAUGGAGAAAAUCGGAUUAUGACCACGCCUACAUCCCAUACAAAGGCUAUGUUGAAAACUACUAAAAAUGCUUUAAUUCAGUAAGGAAAACCACCAGAAACCUUAAAUUUCAUUAUAAAGAUGGUACAGAAGAGCUGCACUCAAAAUGGUUUACAAAAUUUUAAAUGGGCGUGGUUCCGUCCACUUAUGGGUCAAAAAUAAUAUCUCGGAAUCUAGCCGACCAAUUUCAAUGAAAUUCGGUACGUAAUAUAUUCCUGGCUUCCCAAUGAUAUGUUAGGAAAAUAGUCCAAAUCGGUUCACAAUCACGCCUACUUCCCAUAUACAAUAACCUUGACCUCAGAGGACUCACAGCUUCGAAUAAUUUUUUUACCGAAAAUAUGGGUAAGUCUCUCACAUAUUUUGAAGAAAUUCAUAGGGAAUAUUUUUCGUCUAUAACUGACGGUAUAUAAUAAUCGGUUGAGCUUUUUCUGCUAUAUAUGUGGAUGGUGAAUGGAUUAACUUAAAGAAGUUACUUUUGAAAGGUUCACCUUUGUCUGCUAAAAUUCUUUGAAAUUUUUAUUAUAAUCCCGGGAUCCACAGAGUUGUGGUAUACACAAGGAAUAUUUGGGUAUUUACAUAAAUGCAUAUGCGAAUAUUUUUAGUUAUUCUUGUAUAACAGAUAUUUCCCCCGAUUUAUUUGUUAUUUAGGCUAAUUGGUAAUGGCUAAGGUAUAUCUAAACAAAUAGUCAGCAACUGAUAUUUGAUAUCCUUGUUGCUGACAAAACUUCAACGGCAUUAUUUGACAAAAGUAUUAUUUCUCAUCAAAAUAUUUACUAAUAUGUGUUUAAGAUGAAUUGUAGAAUUAGGCUUAAAUUAAGACUAUGUCUAGAUGUGAGCUUGAUAUUAAAUGUGGCCGAUGUACAUAUAUAAAAAUUCUUAUUGUGGAGCCUUAAAUUAAACCUAGUUUUAUAAUAAUACACUAAUGAUAUUUACUUGCUGUUUUUAAUUUUCAAAAGUUCAUCAUUCUUAUUGCUCCACAUUGGCAUUUGUAGUCUUAUAAGAAAUACUCAGAGCUGGUUAUAAACGCCAUUUUUAGUUAAUUAUGUAUUUUAAUAUAUUAUUUGAUAAUAAUGGCAUUGAGCAUUGUAAUUAUAACACAGUGAAGACAUUGUAUUGUAGUUUCAGGAAGUACGAUAGAUAAAAAAGGAUUACGAUUUAUGUGCGGUUAAUAUUCGUACGGAUUUCUGCUCGUUACAAAAUAAAUUACUCAUGUCUACUCUUCGGGUAAAAAAAGGAACAUGUAUAGGAAAAGAUAUAAUAUAAAAAUACAAUACCUUUGUAAAUUACUUGACACACGCAUAUGCAUACAUGUACUAUUAUAUUGAGAUACAAAUAACAACUACUCAUUAUGAAACUGGUAGUUUUGUAUAGUAGAACCACCGAUUAUCCGGAUCAAAUUAAACCAGGGGUAUUCUGCAUAAUCGAAAUUCCGGCUAAUCGAUUUCAAAGCAAUUCAAACAAUAUUUUAAUUUUAAUACAUUUUAAUUAUUUAAUGGGUUUUAGAUGCGUCGUAUAGAUAUUACUAUAUCGAGCCUUUACCGCCAUUUUAGCAUAAGCGACAAAAACCAAACUUUACAGGAGAAGGUUUUUUUUUAAUUCUUUUAACCAUUAAUGUGGUAGUAAUUUAAAAUUUCUCAUACAUUAAUGCUUUUCAGACAUUUGCAUAUAUAAUUGAAAAAAAAAAUUUAAAUGACUACCACAUUAAUGGUUAAAAGUAUUUAAAAAAAACCUUCUCCUGUAAAGUUUGGUUUCUGUCGCUUACGCUAAAAUGGCGGUAAAGGCUCGAUAUAUAAUACACGAGCCUACAUAAUGCCUACAUAAUUUAAAAUUUUAAAAUAGUUGAAAACAACUUGAGAUUGAUCUUUGACGUAAUUAAUCAUAUCUUUUCAUUGUGACCUAGUCUCUGAAGUGUCCCCAAGUCUUCAAGUUUCUAGAGCUAAAGGCCUAACCAGAUAUAUUAGCAUUAAAGUCAUUAACUUUUCGAUUUGUUUUGGAACAAAGCUACUCCAAAGCAACAGUGUUGAUUGUAUGGGGUAUUAAUAGCAAAUGCACUUCAUGAUUUAUUUCACAAAAUACCUCAUUCGGAUUUGUUCAUCAAAAUAGUGUUUGCCGUCAACUUAGACUUAUAGCUGGUAAUGUUGGCGGAUACUUGAAAAUUUAGUAAAUGUAAAGACGAUGCUAAUUAAAUACAUAAAUGCAUAACAACAGUAUAUAUAAAAAAGUAUUGAAACAGUCAAUUUCUUCAGCAAACAUCUUAUAUGAAAUAAAAUUUAUAAAUAAAGGCGUGAUUUAUUGUUAUGACAGUAAAUUAAGACGUAAAUGUGUGAUAUAUUAUAUGAUAUUCACUAAUAAAUAGUAUGUAAGUUGAAAAUAUUCAAACGAAUAUAAUAAUUAACGCAACGCUUAAGCGAUACAAAUACGAAAUUACGAAAAACGAAUUAGCCAAUAUUGAAUGCUUUUAUUAAUGCCACUGAAGAAGAUUAACAUCUGCAUACAUAUAUAUACAUAUGCAUGUAUGUACACCUUAUAAAUUUAGGUAAAAAUUUGUAUGUGUGACCAAGUCUUGGUUUAAGUUUCGUUUAGCCAAUUCUAACCGCUGGUUGAAAACUAUAUGAUACACUCGAGUAUAUAAUAUACAUAAGGUUGAGAUGUUGUUAAAUAAUUGUUGACUAUGCUAUUUUUAUGUUUCCCAUCAAUAGUAAUAACAAUAUAUAGAUUAUUAAGCUCUGACGUGAUUUUCAAUUUCGUGUUUCCAUGAAGACAUAAACCAGACAAACAGAACAUAAGACAAUUGGGGAUUCAGUUUAUACAUGAAUGUAUGUAUGUAAAGUGUAUAUGAGGAUUGUCUUUUCAGAAGGGGAUAUCUACAUCUUAACUUUUUUUCACGAAAUAAGAAACCAUUAUAAUGGAAAUAAUUACAGAUCUACUGAAAAAUAGUAUUUGUAUUUAGGAAUAAUGUCAGUGCAUUGUUCUAACUAUACAAUUUGACAAAAAUAGGACUUUGUCAUUUAGAGCCACAGAAUUAUAAAAAAAUAGAAUAUCCGCUAUUGACACAAAACCGCUUCAGUUCAUCUAAAUUGUACAAUUCCCAACUGUUUCUUGAGUAAAUUUGAAAUAUCUUCUUGCAUACUUUCAGCGAGCGUUGUACUACAUCCAAAUUAUCUAAAGUAAAAGGAGGUCGUUUGCCCCGUUUUAGUAAUGGCCACUAAUCAGUUUCUUAAGGAGAAAAAUUCUUUUCAAUGAUUGUAUACUAUCCAGUCUCUUGUAAUUUUCAUUCAAGCUUUUUAUAUCUUUCAGAAUCCAUUCUUAUCCCAGUACUUUUAAUUGAUCAUCUCCUUUUAUGUAUUAUGAAAGGAACAAAGGGUACAAAUAUCCGGUUUUCAAACGGACGCUCACAUAAAAAGCUCUUUGACUUGGAAACUAAAUAUCUCGU
This is a messenger RNA of Zeugodacus cucurbitae (melon fly), 7105 nucleotides long. RefSeq names its product sodium-dependent neutral amino acid transporter B(0)AT3. The record is from RefSeq and is a predicted model, not a curated record. NCBI's taxonomy places the organism in Eukaryota, Metazoa, Arthropoda, Insecta, Diptera, Tephritidae. Bases 444 to 2603 code for a protein of 719 amino acids. Gene Ontology annotation, biological process: sodium ion transmembrane transport. The transcript is spliced from 9 exons. Gene Ontology annotation, cellular component: membrane.